Messenger RNA from Anopheles arabiensis, 2478 nucleotides. It is a transcript of the gene Arl5, whose product is annotated as ADP-ribosylation factor-like protein 5B. The transcript has 6 exons. Gene Ontology annotation, biological process: protein localization to Golgi membrane; vesicle-mediated transport; intracellular protein transport. The record is from RefSeq and is a predicted model, not a curated record. NCBI's taxonomy places the organism in Eukaryota, Metazoa, Arthropoda, Insecta, Diptera, Culicidae. Gene Ontology annotation, molecular function: GTPase activity; GTP binding. Gene Ontology annotation, cellular component: trans-Golgi network; cytoplasm. The coding region runs from base 372 to 911 and encodes 179 amino acids.
UGUGUGUGUAAUAUGGCCGUGUGACGAUGGCAUCCAUUGUAAGGAUUCCCGUACGCUGCAGGUGUCGUGCGGAAUGCCAGUGCUAAAGCGUCCCUCGAGACGGCCGCAGGAUAUUGUCCUUACGCGGAUGUGUAUCUGCUGAGUGUGUCCUAUCUUGUGUGUGUGUUUGUGCCUCUAAUGGCAGCAAAUGUUUGAAAAAAUAAAAAGGGCAACAAUACAAUAGCGCAGUCAGCCACAGCCUCCUUGUGCUACUGUGCUUGUGGUAGAGCAACAUCCGCCCAAGGAGAUAGAGAGGGAGAGGAAGAGAAAGCCCACACGGGAUUGAAGUCACCAACGACAACGACGAAGACGACGCACACAACAUCAUCAAAAUGGGGCUACUGUUUGCAAAAAUCUGGAGCUUAUUCGGCAACGAAGAACACAAGCUCGUCAUGGUGGGUUUGGACAAUGCCGGCAAGACAACCAUCCUGUACCAGUUUCUAAUGAACGAAGUCGUCCACACCAGCCCAACGAUUGGAUCGAACGUGGAGGAGAUCGUGUGGAAAAAUAUUCACUUUCUCGUGUGGGAUCUGGGCGGCCAGCAGAGCUUACGGGCGGCCUGGAGCACGUACUACACAAACACAGAGUUCAUCAUCAUGGUAAUAGACUCAACCGAUCGCGAACGGUUAGCGGUGACACGUGAGGAGUUGUACAAAAUGCUGCAGCACGAAGACUUAACGAAGGCUAGUUUAUUAGUGUACGCAAAUAAGCAGGAUCUAAAAGACUCGAUGAGUGCAGCUGAAAUUUCCAAACAAUUAGACCUUACCUCCAUCAAGAACCACCAGUGGCACAUACAGUCCUGCUGUGCGCUCACGGGCGAAGGCUUGUACCAGGGAUUAGAAUGGAUAGCGCAAAGGAUCAAGAAGAAAUGACACCCACCUGUGUAAAAGCUCUGCAGCUAUGUGAACCCCGUGGGGUCGACCGGCACCGGUAGCGCUUUGCUCGGCGAUUCUAUUGUUAUUCCGUAUGGAGUAUAUGGAGAGAUGGGCAAAUAGAAACCCACAAAAUCAUAACCAAACCAAGCGCCUGUGACGACGUUUGGCAAGGGUAUGCUGGGCAGUAGGAAAACCCCUCCACCUUCUGCUCUCCAUUCAAACCAUACCGAAGGCUAUCGAAAUGGUCGGCGGAGGAGACGUGUAAUUAGCGAAACGAUCCAUCAAAAACUCUAGACCGGGUAAGAGCACGGUAAAUGAGAUUGUACAGGUUUAAUUGUUGUUGUUGUUGUGCCGAAUCCGAUCAUUCGCGGCUCGCACACCGAAGGUAUGAUCAGCGAGCCACUAACACACACACACAAUUGGUGUAAGAUAGCGAUAACUAAUUUGCAGCAUAACUUUAAGCGCUAAGAGAAGCGAGAGAAAAGUAAAGUGUUGUUAUGCGGAGUAAUGUGAGGCGCUCCGCGCUUAUUUUUAUUUGCAGUUCGUUUUGAGGUGUGCCGGGGAAAUACUACGACUGUGAAACGACUAAGACGUAAGGGAAUGUUAGCUUAAAGAUAAACACACUCAAACGAUUGACGAUAAAGCAAAGGGGGGAGGAAGAGGAAUCCUGCUGCAUCCCAGGGUGCUCCCAGAGCUAAAAAGACACCCCUCAAUUAACACCUGAUGUAGAGAUAAACGUUGUAUAAAACUAGCCAAAUGUAAUACGAUCGUACAGGAGCACAGGGGACUGUUCGGUGUAACAGUGCUGCACAGAGGAGGAGAGACACACGGAAAAUUUGAUCUUUUCAUUAGCAAAAUUUCAUGCAAAAUGUAUACAAUGUUAAUUACGACACAGGUGAAUACUUUAAGUUAGUGCAAAAAGGAUUCAAAGUGCAUCAUGCAAAUUCCAAGAACUCAGUAGCCAAAUCACUACCAUGCGGAGGCAGAAUAGAGGGGAAAAUGCAGGACGAUGCAGGAAGGUAAGAGUGAUAUUGAUGCGGACGAAAAGACACAUCGCGUCUCCUCCGGCGGGCAGGGAUUACCUAUGGGGAAGAGUAAAUUAUCUCACAAGGAAUCCAAUCCGACGAGUGAAAAGGGCAAGAGCUUUAGGAGGAGAGAGGGAUGCAUUUUAUUACUUUAAAGCAGUGUUUCCGAUGUAUAGUUUUAUCCUUGCGUUUGCUUACGUAUUACAUCAAUAAUCGGUCGUGGAUAACAGUGAAGAUGGCUUUGUUUUUGUACAUUUUGAGCGUUAUACUGCUAGCAAAGAACGAGAAGACAGGCAGAGGAUUAAGCGUUUGAGUGAGGGUGUAAAUCAAAUCCUACCGUGCGUUUACUUGUUGCUCGACGUAGGAGGACGGUUCAGUGUGCGUGUGCGAGUAUGUAAGGGUGGGUGUGUAAGCGCUACUACUUGAAGUCGAAUGAAUGAGAAUGAGAGAACUACUUACAUUAUAUAUAGUUAAAACAAAUGAAAAGUAACAAAAUAUAUAUAUACAUGUACGUAUCGAAAGAACCUCUAACAACACAA